AUGAGUUGUGAUAGAGGAGGAAAUUACAAAAAGAAAAAUGAAGUUGCGGCCCCUUUUUAUGGCAAUUGUACUAUGAAGCUUAUAUGCCCAUUUAGACUGAGGUAUGUUCCUAUUGGCAUUGGUUGGAAAGUGAUGGUUAAAUAUGGGAUGCACAAUCAUAUACUAGAUAAGGAUUUUAUAGGUCAUGACAUAUUGGGCCGUCUAAAAGAUUAUGAAAGAAAAUGUGUGAAUGACAUAACAAAGUACAAUAUGGCAUCAAGGUACAUCGUGUCUGCUUUGAAAGACAAAGACCCGGAAAAUAUCACGAGUAUUACCCAGAUAUACCGAGCUAGAGCAACAUACAAAUUGGGCAAGAGAGGUGCAAUGACAGAAAUGCAAAUGUUAUUGAUCCUUAUUCACCAAGAGAAAUACAUGUGUUGGACUAAAAAUAAGGAGAAUUCAGAUAUUGUGGGUUAUAUCUUCUGGGCACAACCUGACUUUGUCAAGUUGUUGAAUAUGUUUCCUCUGGUGUUGAUUUUUGAUUGCACAUACAAAACAAAUAGGGUGGAGUCUACACAUUGGAGUCUGAAGAACAUCUUGAAGACAAGUUGUGGUGAUUUAUGUGCAAGUUGGGAUGUUGUGAACACAAACUUGAAGUUGCAGCUAGGUUUCAUAAGAGUGUCGUUUCAAAAAAGUAUCGUCAAUAUUGAGCAUCGAUAUAAUGUUAUAUCUGUUUCUGUUUCCAUGAAAAUGAACAUAACAUUUUUCCUGCUUCUUAUAGCUCCACCCCCAUACACGAGUCGUCAUACAAUCAUUGUUGUUGGUUUUGUCGACGGUAACCAUUGGGUUCAAGUAAAGUUGAGACCCGAUUCUCCACUGCCUCCUGACACUGAUCGUUGGAGGAAGAAUUGUUCUAAUGAUGCAAAAGCAUGA
Molecule: messenger RNA, 912 nt
Organism: Vicia villosa (hairy vetch)
Lineage: Eukaryota; Viridiplantae; Streptophyta; Magnoliopsida; Fabales; Fabaceae
Exons: 3
Coding region: 1-912 (303 amino acids)
Source: RefSeq, a predicted model, not a curated record